AUGAUUCAAGAGAAACUGGAACAACUCCGCCGCGACCGCGACGCACGAGCAAAGGAACUCGCAAGACGGCGGGAGCAGGACGGCCCAACCACCAGUGCCAACUCAUCUUCUGACGACUGCCGAACGAAGAGUCACAAUCCGACGGAACAACACAAUGCCAUGGACUAUCAGGACGAAUCCAGCGACUCUGAUGCACCAUUCCAGGAAGUCAGACGCCGCCGGAAAGGCACCAAACGCAGGAAAGCCGAAGAAAAUACCCCCAUGCAGACGGAACAACGAGCUGUACCCACCACCAACUACUACGCACCACUACAGCAACAGGACCCAGCAAUGGAAGACCAACACCAGCCUCAGCCUAACGACACAAAUACUCAGGACGCCACAGCUCCGCCGCCGCCGAAACCGAGAAUACCACCUAAGGCGAUACACGCCUACCAACUGCGACCUCCACCAUCCAAGGAGCCCCAACAACCACCACAGCCGUCGUUUGCGGCGACUCCGAAGGACUUCCCAUCUCUCCGAACACCCUGGACGGCUGCAUCGUCGUUAUUUCAAACACCAACCCAGCAACAACCAACUCGACCGAAAAACACGGCGCGCCAACGACUGCACGAUCUUCGCCAGUAA
Schistocerca americana (American grasshopper) is the source of this 627-nucleotide messenger RNA. RefSeq names its product altered inheritance of mitochondria protein 3-like. The record is from RefSeq and is a predicted model, not a curated record. The transcript is spliced from 2 exons. NCBI's taxonomy places the organism in Eukaryota, Metazoa, Arthropoda, Insecta, Orthoptera, Acrididae. Bases 1 to 627 code for a protein of 208 amino acids.